CCCGAAAAUUGUUAUCCAAUUGCACAUCUCCUCGUACAUCAUCGUCAUUUUCAUUUGUGGAUUACCCAAGAAGUGCGAAUACUCUCUUCACUUCCCCGAAGGUCCUUGGGUUAUUGGUUAAAAUAGACACACUGCAUAAGAAGCAGUGGGUCAAGUGUCUCGAUCCCUCUGAAACCCCCAAGUUUUCUACCAAAAAAAUCCUCCCUUGAAUUAAAAAAUCAAGUUGUUGCAUUAAAAUUUAACAAUAAUGGCUGCACGUUCGUUGGCGAGAUACGUCCAAUCAAGGGCUAUUACACCACAAAUUCACCGGUGUGCAACAUCAAUGUCUGCCUUUGAAAUUCAACACAGAACACCGACAAUCAAGAAGAUCAUGCCAAUACCGAAGGCCCACUACGGUGGUCGUCAUGCUGUGACACUUUUACCUGGAGCUGGAAUCGGUCCCGAGCUCAUGGGAUAUGUUAAAGAGGUAUUCAGCUACGCCGGAGUCCCCGUAGACUUCGAGGACGUCGACAUCGAUCCAAACGCAGACGACAACGAGGACCUGGACUACGCAAUCACGUCAAUCCGUCGCAACGGUGUCGCCCUAAAAGGAAACAUCGAGACUCGUUCCCGCGAGGCUGGCGUUCUCUCUCGCAACGUGGCCCUCCGCAACGAGCUCGACCUCUACGUCAACGUCCUCCACUACGUCUCCUACCCAGGUGUCAACUCACGCCAAAAGAACAUCGACAUCGUCAUGGUGCGCCAGAAUACCGAGGGUGAAUACGCAAUGCUGGAGCACGAGUCUGUCGAUGGAGUUGUCGAGAGUAUGAAAAUCAUCACCAGAUCCAACUCCGAGAGAGUCGCUCGUUACGCAUUUGAGUAUGCCAAGCGCAAUGGAAGAAAAAAAAUCACAACUGUUCACAAAGCGAAUAUCAUGAAACUGUCGGACGGUCUUUUCCUGGAGACUGCAAGACAAAUAGGCAAGGAAUACCCGGACAUUCAGCUCAACGACAUGAUCAUUGACAAUACCUGCAUGCAACUCGUCUCCAAUCCUCACCAGUUUGACGUCAUUCUUACAACAAAUUUGUACGGCGCUAUUGUCUCAAACGUUGUUUGUGGACUUCUGGGAGGUGCUGGCCUCCUCGCUGGUAAAAAUUAUGGGGAUCACUACACCAUCUUCGAGCCAGCGACACGCAACACUGGUGCUGCCAUCGCUGGUAAAAAUAUUGCUAAUCCCAUUGCCAUGCUGAAUGCAGCAUGCGAUAUGUUACGUCAUCUGGGUCACAAGACACACGCCACUGUCAUCCAGACUGCCAUCAACAAGACCAUUAAUGCCGGAGUUCACACUGCUGACCUGGGGGGCACUGCCACUAGUCGGGAUGUCGUUGACAAUGUUCUCAAGCACAUCAAAAUUGCCACGAGUGAAUUUUAAAUGGAAUGGGAGACAUUGAGGAGGGUGUAGGAUGGUUGGAGAUAUUAGAAAUCAAUUGACAUUUUUUAAUAUCUCAUUAUUGAGGUUCACGACAUAUUUUUAAUGUCGAUGAACUAAUUUAGAGCUGAUUUUUGACCUUUUCGACACUUCAGAAUUUAGAACUGCACAAUUGUUGAGGAGAGGGGGACCCGGGGAGCCCCGUUGUACAGUUUAGAACGCUGAUUCGGAGCUUUUUCAGAGGGGAGGCUGUUUUUGAUUCAGGGAGGCUUUGUAAUAUAUGCAUUGUGAUCGAUUAGUUGAACUAAGUCAUUUUUUCCCAGUCAUUGUAAUUUCCCGGACUAAUUAAACCAAUUGUAAUGUUA
Messenger RNA from Diachasmimorpha longicaudata, 1773 nucleotides. It is a transcript of the gene Idh3g, whose product is annotated as isocitrate dehydrogenase [NAD] subunit gamma, mitochondrial. Gene Ontology annotation, biological process: isocitrate metabolic process; tricarboxylic acid cycle. Lineage: Eukaryota; Metazoa; Arthropoda; Insecta; Hymenoptera; Braconidae. Gene Ontology annotation, cellular component: mitochondrion. The record is from RefSeq and is a predicted model, not a curated record. The coding region runs from base 248 to 1411 and encodes 387 amino acids. The transcript is spliced from 2 exons.